Molecule: messenger RNA, 5306 nt
Organism: Xenopus laevis (African clawed frog)
Lineage: Eukaryota; Metazoa; Chordata; Amphibia; Anura; Pipidae
Gene: kif14l.L
Product: kinesin family member 14 like L homeolog
Exons: 30
Coding region: 244-4866 (1540 amino acids)
Biological process (GO): microtubule-based movement; negative regulation of apoptotic process
Cellular component (GO): spindle; nucleus; midbody
Molecular function (GO): microtubule motor activity; microtubule binding; nucleotide binding
Source: RefSeq, a predicted model, not a curated record
UUAGGGUUUCCCUGCACAAAAUGUCCCUAUUUGCAUCCCAUCCUUUGCUGCAAAUGACCUGGUUUAGCAGGGAACUGGUUAAUUAAUCAUAUUGCAGUGACUACUCACUUAUUACAUAGGGAAUAGACUGGCAGAGCAGCGGUCUAUGUUUAGAGAGAAGUCAGAAUUUGUGGCUACUUUAGUUAAGCAGAUGUGUUUUAUGGAACACUAACCUGAGUGAUAAAGGAUUUUUCAACACGAAAAAUGUGUGAGCAUCCUGCUUCUAUUGCCCACAAGUCUGAAGAUACAGAGUGUCACUUUCUGAGCCCUAUUUAUGGAGAUUUUGAUGCAGAGGGUGAAAAUACCCUCCCUUUCACCCCUGAGGUCAGCAAGACCUUGUCCAUGUGUUCGAUUACCUCGUCACAGAUCCCUUUUGACAGUACAUCUCUUUCUGAAAAAGAUGUAGAAUUAAAUGUUCCAAGCUCAGAAAAAAAUCCAGUGAAGGUUUCUAGUGACGAAAAUGUGUCAAAAAAGCUCCAUGUUUUUGGAACUAUGGUUUCAAAGGCAUUUUUUCCUAGCAAAUGGAAAGGGGCGGAUGACGCUUACCAAAAGAAACAAUCAACUAAGCCUUGUAGUUCUGUAAUGGGUAAGUGUUCUGGACAAAAGAGAAACAUAAGUUCAGAUAUUGAUGUUGCCUGUCCUGUCAUGACCAAGGUUGAGAGGACAACGGAAACUGGGUCAAAGCUGGCAAAGAGUAGACUACCACUGUCCCUUAAGAAAUAUGCCACUGUAAAUCCAUGUAAAGAUGACAAGCAGGUGGAACCAAGAAAAAGUAUUUGCAGUGUAUCUGCCAAAGUCCGGAAUUCACAGGGAUCUGUCGGCUCUGGACAGCAAAGUUACUCACAAAAGGCUACAACUGCUCUGGAGUCCAAAAAAGUCGAAGGAAUAGCAAUCUCUCAGCAUGAAUGUGAAAUCAAAAGUAGAGUUCCUAUUACUGUCCCACAAGUCUUUGAAGGUUCAUCUGAGUCUAAUGUGUUACCAGUGCAAAAAAGAAGCCUUGCUGUUUCUAGACCAAUAGUGGAUUGUGAGAACCAGGAGAACACUGCAGUCACAGUAGCAAUAAGAGUUCGACCCCUAAAUGAAAGGGAAAUUGCCAGUGAACACAAAUGUGUCAUGUUUGUCUUGGGGCAGACCAUACAGAUCCAACACCCACAGACCAACCAGCACCUCUCUUUUCAGUAUGACUUCUGCUUUUGGUCCCUUCAACCUGAUGACUCCUCUUACUCCUCACAAGAAACCGUGUACAAUCAACUUGCUCGGCCUCUUUUGCAAGGGGUCUUUCAGGGGUACAAUAUGUGCUUGUUUGCAUACGGCCAAACUGGAUCAGGCAAGUCUUACACAAUGAUGGGUUUUAAUGAAGAGGCUGGAGUCAUUCCAAGAUUUUGUGAAGAGCUAUUUCAAAAUGUAAACGGCACUGUUCAAGAAGAGGUAAAAUAUCAUGUGGAGAUGAGUUACUUUGAAAUCUACAAUGAAAAAAUUCAUGAUCUUUUAACGUCACCCAGAGACCUUGCCUUUAACAAGGUUGCUCUUAAAGUGCGAGAACAUCCAACACUGGGACCCUAUGUUGCAGGCCUUUCUACGUAUGUGAUUGCCUCCUUCGCAGAUGUGCAGACAUGGCUAGAACUAGGCAAUAAGCAGAGAGCAACGGCAGCUACAGGAAUGAAUGAGAAGAGCUCCCGUUCCCACUCUGUGUUCAUUCUGUCUGUUACCCAGACCAUGAGAGAGCUUCUGGAAGGGGAAGUUCAUGAUCACACAAGGACAAGCCGUGUCAAUCUUGUAGAUCUGGCUGGAAGCGAGCGUUGUAAUUCUGCACAAACAAGUGGCGUUCGGCUGAAGGAAGGAGCCAGCAUCAACAAGUCUUUGCUGACCCUAGGAAAAGUUAUUUCAGCCCUUUCAGAGAGGUCAGAGGCUAAAAGGAGAAACUUCAUCCCUUAUAGAGAUUCUUUAUUGACUUGGCUGUUGAGAGAGAGCCUUGGUGGAAAUUCGAAAACUGCCAUGAUUGCCACAGUCAGCCCAGCAGCUGUGAACCUGGAGGAAAGCCUUAGCACUUUGCGGUACGCCAGCCAGGCAAGGAACAUCAUUAACAUGGCCAGGAUAAAUGAGGAUUCCACUGCUGCACUAAUUAGAGAACUCAAGGAAGAGAUUGAUAAGCUUAAGGCGGCUCAGCAGUGCGUACAGGGGGUGGAUCAGGAAAUGUAUGAUGCCAGUUUGCAGGAAAUUCAGUCUUUGAGAGAGAGACUUUUCAUCCAGGAUAAGGAGUUGACUGAGACUCAAAAGUCUUGGGAAGAGAAACUUGAACUAGCCAAACAGCAAAAAAUAGAAGAAGCUAAGGAACUCCAGAAAGCUGGAGUUUGUUUUAAAGUUGACAACAUGCUUCCAAAUCUAGUCAAUCUGAAUGAGGAUCCCCAGCUUUCUGAAUUGCUUCUUUAUAUAAUAAAAGAGGGUCAGACGAAGGUGGGCAAGCAGCAUCCAGGAUCUGAUCACGAGAUACAGCUGACUGGAGCCCUAAUAGCUGAAAACCAUUGCCUGAUCCAUAAUGAAAAUGGUAAAGUAUCUUUAACCCCAUUGCCUGAUGCAGAGACGUUUGUCAAUGGAAACCUUGUUCUGGGACCAGUCAUUCUACACCAUGGUGACAGAGUGAUCCUGGGUGGCAAUCAUUACUUCCGAUUCAACCAUCCCACAGAAGUUGACCGUGUAAGGCGAUGUUCUGUGAUGCCUCACACAAACCAGGAGGGUCCCAGAGACUUUGAAUUUGCCAAAAAUGAACUGGUUGAAGCACAGAAACAUAGGAUUGAAAAUGAAAUUGAGGAUGCACGACUGCAAGCACAGACUGACAUGAUGAAGGAGCUCCAAGCUGCCAAGGAAAUGGCCCAGAUGGAGCUCACGCAGCAGAAAAAUUUGUAUGAAAAUCGAAUCCGGCAGCUUGAAAGAGAACUGGAGGACGAGUUGGAAAGGAAGAGAAGUAUAAAAAGGAACCAGAAGGAAAGCAGGACAACCACUGGCAGGGAUCACCUACCUCCAUCUGGCCUAUCCAGCCAGGGUUGUGAAAUGGGAAUAAAGCACAGCAAAUUCAUACAGGUUCUGGAACUGGAAAAGGAGAAACUUGUGGGCCAAGUGGAAAAGAUGCAGCAGCAACAAGGAAAGAAAAACAUCUCGGCUGAAAAACAAGCACAAUGGACAGCCUUGCAGCUAUCUAUUGCUCUGCAAGAAGCCAACACAAUCAGUAAAAGUAUGAACAAACAUACAUUGUUUUCAAGGUAUGACUUGCCUGUGCUCAGUGGAGAAGAGCAGGCUGUGUAUGUACGAGUCACCAACACAAAACUUGGUAUAUCUACUAUGUGGAGUCAGGAGAAAUUUGAAGAGAAGUUGGUGUGCAUGAGAGAACUUUACCAAGGAUCAUUUGAAGGCAAUGCAGAUGAUUUGUUUUAUGACCCAACUGACACAUGGGAAGCUGAAUCCAAGCAACCAUCGCCCAAGAGGACAAGAAAUUCACUUUCCAGACAAACAUCUGGCUUACUACUUGGAAAAGUGCCCACAGAUGUGGCUGUUCCUAGUGCCACAUUUUCCUCAGUCUGCAAGCAGCUGGUAAUUUCUGAAGCAGAGUUACUAGGCAAGGAGGAAGACUUUCCAGGGCUUAUCCUUCAGCUUCUCCUACUCCUUCAUAAAGUCUGGGCCUCCAGCAAUGAUGUGUUAAUGGCAUAUGAGCAACUGGAAUUUGGAGACUUGGGUGUUCAACCUCAUAUAAUAAAAGUGUCUGCUGCCUUCAGCCAUAUGACGACCUCAGCCCGGUUCCUUGAAGUCUAUCCAGAACAGCAGGUCCCUUGUCCUCAUCGACAGCUCCUAAACGAACUGAAGAAGCUUGGAGGCAGCAUAGCCUUUCUCCUACACGGAUGUGAAUGUGACAUUACGUCAAUGAUCAAGUCAUCCAAAAAACAGAUUAACCAAUCUGUCACUGCCAUUGCGGCAAGGCUUGGCCAGCUUUCUGUUUUCAGGCGACCAAAUUUUAUUCAAGGCCCAGAGGAAAAAUGUGGUAUGGAGCAGGCAGAGCUCAUUUCUCCAGACAUCAAAGAAACUUUUAUUGAUGCAGUAGAAAAAUCCAUUGAGUCCCAAAUAGAUUUUCAUCUCCGAGAGGUGCUAUCUAUUGAAGAAAAGUGCCAGAAGGUAUCUGCUGAGAGCCACAAGCUUGCCGAAGACCUCCGGAAGUCUCUGCUUCCAGUUGGAAACUGUUUAAAAAACUUCAUGAACAAAAUUAAGUGGUUUUGGGCCCAGUUCCAGGCCCUUAAGGCUCAAAAGGCCAAAGACGUCCAAGAUCCUGCCCUCCAUGAGCUCUACUAUUUGUAUUCAACCAUUGGAUAUUAUCUUACUAGCCUUAUUGGGGCAUGGAAGGAACUUUCUCACAAGGGGCUACAAUUUAUAUCAGACAGAGGUGUGGACUUUACAACAAUGAGGACAGAUCUGGAUGGGUUUUCCAAAAAUGCUUCACUUUUAGCCAAAUCGUUUUGCUCUCUGUACCAAGAUACUGCUGACCAGCAUCCUGGCACUGACCUCUCUUUGGUGACAAAGGACUUUGGGACAGCUGUCCAUGAGCUGCAUUCUUCUGCCAGAGAUUUAUUGAGACUUGUGGAGGUACUAGGGGGGGUUAAUUGCUUUAAUUCCGGGAUGUUCCUCCCUCCUAACAAUAAAUCAUUGCCUGGGGGUCCCAGAGCUGACUUGGGGUUCCAUAUUUGGGGGAGAAAUAGAGAUUCUGUGCGAGUGGCAGUGGCCAAAUGGAAUCACGAAGCUCUCCUUAGGGAGAAAAUGAAUGCUGAAAGUAAAAGGACGGUGUGAAUCAUUUAUCUGCAUCAUCUGUGCUCAGUUCAAGCCUACUGUGAAGUGAACUGGGUGCUGAGACCUUCUGCACUACAAUACACAGCUGGUUUGUGUGAUUCCAAAAGUAUUCUUUUUGUGUAUUUAUAAAUGGCUUAAAUAAAAAGAAAAAGUUUGAGGGUUGCAAGAUUUUCCAUUGUGCAGUUUUUUUUUUUUUUGCUGGGAUUUUGCAGGCAAGAUAACCCUCUGAAAUGGGCAGAACCUGAGUGAAUGUCAAUUGUUUGGGGUCCCUGCAUCUAUCUUGCUCUGCUGUACUUUUGUGUUCUGUUGAAAAUAUAUAUAUAUAUAUAUUAUACCCAGUGUUUGCCUAUGUUUAUACUUUGUUAUAAUAUGUAAAAUGUCUGUCUUUAUUCUGUAUACUUCCUAUAAUGUAAAGCAGUUCAAUAAAUUGCCUGGCUGUA